AUGGAGAUCCCGCCGUCGGUGGAGUCGACGAUUCGGAUGGGCCCCGACGUGAAGUGCUGGGACCAACGCACGUGGCCCACGCUGAUGGCUGGUGUCGACGACGCUGUGUCGAUCGGCGACGGGGCCGUGCAGCCCUCGAGAGAUCUCCUCGCCGACGGGCUCUCGCCGCCCGCUGCUGCCGGCGGCUCGGCCGCGGCGGGUCUCUGGGCGUGCUCGCCGCCGCUGCGGCGCAGCCCUGCCCACGGUGCAGCCCUGGGCAUCAGCGGGACCAGCCGUGUGGCGGUCAGCAGAGGCGAGGGAGUGGCCAAGCAGCGUGCGAAGGGGAGCCUCGACGCUUCUCCCGGCACUCUGCCAGGAUGUCGGCACGGCUUCCGCGCCCCCUGGAUCAUUCUCACGGGCUUGUGCGCACAGGCCCAGCUUGUUCCGGACAGGAUGUGCCUCCCUCGUCCGUCCUUCCUCCCUCUCCCCCUCCUCCCCUGA
Molecule: messenger RNA, 480 nt
Organism: Prorocentrum cordatum
Lineage: Eukaryota; Dinophyceae; Prorocentrales; Prorocentraceae
Source: the annotation of a GenBank genome assembly